Propithecus coquereli (Coquerel's sifaka) is the source of this 3030-nucleotide messenger RNA. RefSeq lists its product as uncharacterized. NCBI's taxonomy places the organism in Eukaryota, Metazoa, Chordata, Mammalia, Primates, Indriidae. The record is from RefSeq and is a predicted model, not a curated record.
AUGGAGGAUGAUGCAGAGACUAAGGUCCUGGGGUACGAAAACCGGAGACUAGUAAUAAGUGAAACUGAUGGCGAGAUCCUGACACCAGGGUGGGAGAAGCAGGACCAGACGGGAGUUGAGAAUAGAGCCAAAAUUCAGGAACUUGGGAAGAGAAACCCAAGGGAAGCUGGAAGUAAGAAUCCUCCGGAAACCCAGGCACAUAUGGGAGAGAACCAAGAACACUUAAGAUGUAAAACUGAUGCAGAGACCCAAACACCAGAGUGGGGGAACCAGGGUAAGAAUGGAUGUGAGGGUGCUGUGGAGAGGAAAAACAAGAAACAGGCCGGAGGGGAGGAUGAAGGAGAGAUCCAGGCCCAAGGAUUGGGGAAGCAGCACCAGACUGGAGGUGAUAAUGGUGGGGAGAUCCAGAUGCCAGAGUGGGGGAGACAAGACCAGACUGGAGGUGAUACCGGUGCAGCAAUUCAGACAGAAGAGGGAAGAAACAAGGACCAGGUUGGAGGUGAGGAUGUUGUGCAAACACCAUCAUUCAGGAAGGAAAACCUGGGAGAAGUGAAAAAAGAGGAUGGUGUAGAGACCCAGGCCCUGGAGUGGGGGAAACAGGAAUACAUUGGAAGUGAGGAGGUUACAGAGAUCCAGACCCCAGGGUGGGAGAAGCAGGAUCAGGGUGGAAGUGAGAAGGCCUGGAAGACCCAAACAUCUAGGGGAGAGAACCAGAAACUAUUAAAACAUGAAAUUCAAUUGGGGUGGGAAAACCAAGGCCUAGGAAGAGACAAGAAUGCUGAGGAAACCCAGAUAAUGAUCAGGAAGAAACUCAAGGAGAUAAGAGAGGAGGAUUGGGUGGUGAUCCAGGCACCAUGCUGGGGACUCCAGACACUGGUGGCAAGUGAAAUUGACAGACAAUUCAAAAUACCAUGUUGGGGGAAUCAGAACCAGAUUGAAGGAGAGCAUAGAGCAGAAAUUCAGGCACCAGAGAAGACAGACCAGAGAAAGGAUGGAGAUGAGGAUGGUACAAAUACUCUGGCACCAGAGGCCAAGAACCAGGAACAAUUAAGAGGCGAAACCAAUACAGAGAUCCAUCCAGCAGGGAGGAUGAAUCAGGAGCAGUUUGGAGAUGACAGUGGUAUAGACAUUCAGGCACUAGGGCCGAGAAACCUAAUAGGGGUUAAAGGUGUGGAUGAUAAAGAGACCCAGGAACUUGGGGAAGAAAAUCAGGGUCAGUUAGGAAAUGAAUUUAAUGGAAAGGUUCACAUACCAAAAUGGAAGAAUCAGGAAUAUUUUAAAGGUGAGGAUGGAGCAAAUACCCAGACAUCUGAAGCAGAGAACUGGGGCAAAUUAACAAGUAAAAUUGAUGGAGAAACCCAUUCAGCAGGAUGGAAGAAAGAGGAGCAGACUGGAGGUGAGAAUGGUGCAGAAAUUCAAAUACAAGGGAAGAUAAACCUGAGUGAAGUUAGAGGUAAGGAUGGUGCAGAGAUCUGGGCACCUGGGAAAGAAAACCUUGAUAGAAAGAGCGUUUUAUCAGAGUGGAAGUACCAGGAGCAGAUGGGAGGUGAGACUGGAACAGAAACUCAGGCCCCAGGGAAGAGGAACCAGAGAGAACCUGGAGGUGAGCGUGAUGUAAAAACCCAGAGCCCAGAGGGCGAGAGCCAGGGACAGUUGGGUAGUGAAACUGGAGGGAACCAUUCACCAGGGAAGAGGAACUGGGAGCAGACUGGAGGGAAGAACGUUGCAGAAAAUCCGGCAUCAGAGAAAAGAAACCAGAGAGAGGUUGGAAGUGGGGAUGGUAGAAAGAUCCAGAGACUUAGGGAAAAGAACCAGAGACUGUUAAAAAGUAAAGUUAAUGAAAAUACCUGUUCAUUAGAGUGGAAGAACCAGGAACAGAUUGGAGGUGGGAAUGAUGAAGAAAGUCAAAUACAAGGGAAGAGAAACCUGAGAGGGACCACAGGUGAUGAGGGUACAGAGACCCUGGCUCCUGGGAGAGAGGACCAGGGACAGUUAAAUGAAAUUGAUGGAGAGAUCCAGACACAAGGGCAAGGAAACCAGAAAGAGGGUGGAGAUGAGGAUGCUGCAGAACUCCAGGAUGUAGGGUGCCAGAGAAAAUGCAGAGCUGAGGAUGAGCCUCGAUCACCAAGGGGAGGAAGCAAGGAUCAGGCGAGAGGAAAGGAUAUUGCCAGGGCCAGUCUCCGGGUCGACUGUUCUGGGAGUGAGGGGCCCACAGGCAGGAAGCACAGCCCAGCACGUCCUCCAGCCUUCACUGGUUCUGCAAAUGGGGCCACGGAACUGGAACAGACAGUGGCUGUGAACAGUUUAGCUCCUGCUCCCUGUCCUGAGAUGAAGACUCUGGCCAGUCAGGGCACAGCCCCUGCCAGGCAGCACAGAGUGGGGGUCAGUCCAGCCUCCCAGCAGGGGAUUCAGGCCCAACCUGAAUCCCAGAGAAGACAGAGGGACAAAAGGGUGGAUGCAGAGAAGGCUUCCAGCCCCACUGGGCAGCCCUGGAGCCAUGUGCCCUCUGCCUGCCCCCCUCUUCUGUGUGGCCAAGCCCCUGAAGCUGCCACAGCUCUGGUGGGUGCUUUCACUGCUUUCACUGUCCCAUCCAAGUGGCCAGUCCUCAAGAAGAGCAAGCACCUGCUCCUAGAGUCCCUCAUGAAAAGGAGGAUUGCACACCUGAAGUGGGGCCUUCCCCGGCGGAUCCUGGAGUCCUAUUUUUUGUUUAACUUCUUAGGAUCGUGUUCAUUGCCCCUUGCUGGGGUGAGGUUCCCUGAAUUAUACACAGGCCAGGAGCCCCAAGGGCAGGAGGAAAGGCAUUGUGGGGCCCAGGGCUCCAUGCCAAGCCCUAAGUCCCCAGAGAAAUUCCAGAGGAUUCAGCCCCCGGGCAGAAAAAGCUCAACACUUCCUACGCAGGCCAGAGCUCUGGAGAAAUAUAGACCAGACAGGUCAGAGCCCAGAUAUUUCCACCCAGCCCGAAAAGCCCAGGAGAGUCAUGCCACCAGGGGGCGCCAGAGACCCACAGGAGAUCCAGGAAGCUGCUCCUAG